AGCGCGGCAAGUGCGCAGAAACCGACAGCCGCUUCGGGGAUCUCCACACGCUUCCUCCUUUCUUUUCUUCUGCUUAGCUCAGGUUCCAGCGCUCCACUUUCAACAUGUCCGACACUGAAGACUACGAUCAGACGGAGGAGUACGAUGAAGAGAAGCCAAAGUUCAAGAUGAGCGCCCCCAAGAUCCCCGACGGCGACAAAGUCGACUUUGAUGACAUCCAGAAGAAGCGUCAGAACAAAGACCUGGUGGAGCUGCAGGGCCUGAUCGACGCCCACUUUGAGUGCCGCAAGAAGGAGGAGGAGGAGCUCAUCGCCCUCAAGGAUCGGAUUGAGAAGCGUCGCGCCGAGAGGGCUGAGCAGCAGCGGGUCCGUGCCGAAAAGGAAAAGGAACGCCAGGCCAGACGUGAGGAGGAGCGUCGGAUCAAAGAGGAGUCGGACGCCAAGAAGAAGGCAGAGGACGAAGCUAAGAAGAAGUCGGCCCUCUCCAACAUGGGAUCCAACUACAGCAGCCAUCUGCAGAGGGCGGACCAGAAGAGAGGAGGAAAGAAAGAGACGGAGCGAGAGAAGAAAAAGAAGAUUUUGGCCGCCAGGCGCAAGCAACUCAACAUCGACCAUCUCAACGAGGACAAGCUCAGGGACAAGAUCAACGAGUUGUACGAGUGGAUGUGUCAGCUGGAGUCGGAGAAGUUCGACCACACGGAGAGGCUGAAGAGGCAGAAGUACGAGGUCACCACCCUGCGCAAGAGAGUGGAGGAGCUGAGCAAGUUCAGCAAGAAGGGAGCCGCCACCCGCCGCAGGAAGUAGACGCCGCCGUCAAAAUUUGUCUCGCUGAGAAGGCGCAGCGCGUCCUUGCGCCGAGGGCGCAUUGUCAUCGCUCGCCACUAGCGGCUAGUUGCUAACGUUAGCAUCAAAAACAUGUUGGAGCUCCUCACUCUCUCGACUGUUUGGUUCGCAGUAUUUUUGUAAAUAAAGUUUGACUCAUCUCGCUGACA
Hippocampus zosterae (dwarf seahorse) is the source of this 991-nucleotide messenger RNA. Its product is annotated as troponin T, fast skeletal muscle isoforms-like. Gene Ontology annotation, molecular function: troponin I binding; troponin C binding; tropomyosin binding. Lineage: Eukaryota; Metazoa; Chordata; Actinopteri; Syngnathiformes; Syngnathidae. The record is from RefSeq and is a predicted model, not a curated record. The transcript has 13 exons. Gene Ontology annotation, biological process: regulation of muscle contraction; muscle contraction; sarcomere organization. Bases 105 to 803 code for a protein of 232 amino acids. Gene Ontology annotation, cellular component: troponin complex.